GUUGAACCCAUGAGGGUCAAACUCGGGGAUAUCAAGUGAAAUACAUGUAAUACUCUAUAUUCAAGAAUGACGAGACGUAUUGCUGUGGUCACAGGAAGCAAUAAAGGAAUCGGAUUUGCUAUAGUGAGGGCGCUGUGCAAACAGUUUGAUGGUGAUGUGUAUCUCACAGCUAGAGAUGAAGGAAGAGGAAGGAAAGCUGUGGAGAAUUUGGAAAAAGAAGGUCUUCAUCCCAAAUUUCACCAGUUAGAUAUCACAAACCAAGAAAGUAUUGAUAAUUUACAGAAGUAUUUGAAAGAUAAAUAUGGAGGACUGGAUGUACUUGUCAACAAUGCAGCUAUCGCAUAUAAGUUAAACGAUGCUACCCCCUUUGCUGAACAAGCCAAGUUUACAAUAGCUUGUAACUUCACAGGAACAUUAGAUGUAUGUAAAGCUUUAUUACCACUGAUCAAACCACAUGGCAGAGUUGUAAAUGUUGCGAGUGUUGGUGGAACAUGGGCUCUAGAUAAGAUGAGUCCAGAACGUGCUAGCAAAUUCAAGUCACCCAGUCUGACAGAAACUGAACUUGUGUCUCUUCUUGAAGAUUUUGUGAAUGCUGCCAGCGAUGGAACUCACACUGAGAAAGGUUAUCCUAACUCUGCAGCUGGUACGGCUAAAGCUGGUGUAAUUGUAUUGACUGGAAUCCAAGCACGUGAUUUGAACAAUGACCCCCGAGAAGAUAUCCUUAUUAAUACAUGUUGUCCUGGCUAUGUGAAGACUGAUAUGUCAAGCCACCAAGGAACAAAGACUCCCGAUGAAGGAGCAGAGACUCCUGUCUAUCUUGCUUUACUACCACAAAAUGUUGGUCAGCCACAAGGAGAAAUGUUGUCAGACAAGAAGAUUGUAAAAUGGAGAUAAAUACUGAAUAUACCUAAGCUGUUACAUGGAAUAUAAUUCAUUCGUAUAAUAGCAUCAGCAUUCCAUUGGUACAUUGUAUAGUUAUGGUCAACUUAAAUAUUCCAAGUUAUCAAUCAUAUUGAAAUUUAACACCGUAAUAUUAACAUUUGUCCAUGAUGAUUGUUUGUUAUAAAUUUUGAGGCUAAUCCUGUGUUCGAAUAAUAAAUAUUAGUUUAUCAUU
Molecule: messenger RNA, 1114 nt
Organism: Saccoglossus kowalevskii
Lineage: Eukaryota; Metazoa; Hemichordata; Enteropneusta; Harrimaniidae
Product: carbonyl reductase [NADPH] 1-like
Molecular function (GO): carbonyl reductase (NADPH) activity
Source: RefSeq, a predicted model, not a curated record